CAAGACUAAGAGCCAUCUGCCCCACGCGGACUUGCUAUCACAAGAUAUAACCCUCGAAGUUCGCGAAACAUUGCGACAUAUGAACUGCGCUUUCAUCUGAGACGAUUUAUUGCCCAUCUACCAUGUCUGAUAGAGAGUUCAGCUCGAAUGAUGACCUAUCGCUUCCCAAAGCGACGGUCCAAAAGAUCAUUACAGAGAUCCUGCCACCAUCCUCCGGUCAGACGUUCUCCAAGGAUGCUCGAGAUUUGCUCAUGGAGUGCUGCGUCGAGUUCAUUACUUUGAUCUCCUCUGAGGCCAACGAUAUUAGCGAGAAGGAAGCUAAGAAAACAAUCGCUUGUGAACAUGUGGAGCGGGCUCUGCGUGAUCUUGGAUUCGGUGACUAUAUUCCCGACGUCCUUGCCGUCGCAGAGGAACAUAAGGAGCAACUGAAGUCGCGAGAGAAGAAGCAAAGCAAGAUGGAACAAAGCGGCCUGACAGAGGAGGAACUGUUACGACAGCAGCAAGAGUUGUUUCGCUCGGCCACAGAAAAAUACAAUGCUGCUCCCGAAUGAGCUUCUCGAAUCGAUACCGUGCUUGUUGUUCCAGACUUGUCGAUCAAAUAGACUCAUGCGUUUCGGAGUUCUUUGUGCUUUGGGUUCCAUCUUCGUACUGAUGGCACGUACAUGCUUUGAGGGGGGAAAUAGGUUCGGAGUUUAGGUGGUUAUUCAGGGUUUGACUCGGGAAAUGCUUAGCCCGUUUGCGGUGUUGUCUGUAUUUUCAUCCCUACGUGUAUGGACAUUUUCUUUUAACUUACUUCAGUCCCUUCUGCUCUUUAUGAGUUUCGCAUUGAAGGAUGGCUAUUUGUUCAUCGUAACCCGAAAGUUGCGGAGACCGGUAUGAUCUUGUUCCUUAUUUUUCACUGUUUCUUG
Aspergillus novofumigatus IBT 16806 is the source of this 908-nucleotide messenger RNA. It is a transcript of the gene nctB, whose product is annotated as negative cofactor 2 transcription regulator complex subunit NCB2. The record is from RefSeq and is a predicted model, not a curated record. Gene Ontology annotation, biological process: chromatin remodeling; positive regulation of transcription by RNA polymerase II; RNA polymerase II preinitiation complex assembly. Gene Ontology annotation, cellular component: negative cofactor 2 complex. Bases 123 to 551 code for a protein of 142 amino acids. The transcript has 4 exons. Lineage: Eukaryota; Fungi; Ascomycota; Eurotiomycetes; Eurotiales; Aspergillaceae. Gene Ontology annotation, molecular function: TBP-class protein binding; protein heterodimerization activity; core promoter sequence-specific DNA binding.